AUGGCCACAGAAGAUUUCAGUUUCCCCAUAAUUGGGAACGCGUUCCUAUGCAGCAUCAGUUCGCCCCAGUUGUGGCAACUCUCUGGGGCAGCCUCUCUAGACUCUUGCAGCCAUGAAGAAUAUGAGGAAGAUUGUGCUUUUGCACCAGAACCAAUCAUGAACAGCCAAAGAGUGAGCUUCUCAUAUGCAGAGGAUGGUGGAAAAGAGGUACUGAAUGAUGGGAAGGAUGACGACGACGACGACGACGACAAUAAUGAAGAGGAGAAGAUGGACAUGUUGUGGGAGGAAUAUUUCAAUGAAGAAUUGUCAAGAACUCCUACUUCAAGAUCCAAUACUUUUUCGUCCAGAGAUAUGGUGGAAUUGGGUAGUGUUAAGCCAUUGACUAGGAAGCCAGGCAGGCUGUUGAUCAUGAAGGUCUUGAAGAAGCUUCUCUUGCUCCAUAAAAAUUCUCAUGGAAAGCUUAAAAUGACUCGAAAUUAG
Messenger RNA from Carya illinoinensis, 480 nucleotides. RefSeq lists its product as uncharacterized. The record is from RefSeq and is a predicted model, not a curated record. NCBI's taxonomy places the organism in Eukaryota, Viridiplantae, Streptophyta, Magnoliopsida, Fagales, Juglandaceae. The transcript has a single exon. Bases 1 to 480 code for a protein of 159 amino acids.